GCUCGUAGAACGGGUACGGCGACCGCCGGGGGUCUGGGAAUUUAGCAGAAGCUCCGGGAGCUCCGGUUUUCGGUUGCUAGUCGCAGGAUUCGAGCGCUCGAGGGCGGGUCGUGUGCGUGCGUACGUGCGUGCCGUGAAUACGUGGAGUGCGUGAGCGAAAGAUAACGUAUACGAGAAAAAGAGGCAGACAGGAUCUCUCGAGAGAAAGAAAGAAGAGGCACCAGACGCAGAACAAGGAAGAAGGAACACGAAGUCUGCCACUUGUGAAGGAGAAAGAGCGGAAGGUGGAGAAGAGUCGUCGCGUUUGUCUGUGGUGUGUCUCACAGUGCCGUCGAGGAGGAGGCGAAGACGGAGGAGGAGGAGUGCCGCUCGGUCGACGGUAGUCCCCCGUAGCACCGUGGCAGGAUGGACGACACCACGGGUCCGUCGCGAACGUCGGACGUGACGGCGAUGGGAAGCGAGACCGACGACGCCGCCGUCGCCGCCGCGACUACCACGUCGAAGAUGCGGAUGGUCAAUGAUGAUGAUGCGAGUGCCGCCUCUACCACCAGCACCAGCACCAACAUCAUCAACGGCGACGACGCCGCCGGCGACCCUAUCGAGUGCCGCGACCGGAGCUCGAUAAGGGCCGCGUUCCCGGGGCCGCGCGGCUCCACCGCUACCUCCUGCCCGACGACGAUGACGACGACGACGCCAUCGCUGCUGCCUCCGCCACCGCCGCCGCCACCGCCGCCGCCGCCAUCGCCACCGCCGUCGCAUCCGCAGCUGCCGCCGGCACCGCAGCCGGGGUGUGGCUGCGUGGCCGCGGCCAACGCGGCCACCGCGGUCGACAAGGACGAGAUCACCGUGUGCAUCACGCCGACUACCGGCGGCCAAUUCGAUCUCACGGUGGAUCGCAACGACACCGUGGAGAAUCUCAAGAAGAUCAUUUCCAAGAAGCUGAAGGUCGCCAAGGAGCGUAUCUGCCUGCUGCAUCGCGAGAGGCAGCUGCGCGAAGGAACGCUCGCGGAAAAUGGCCUACAGAACGACAGUCGACUCACGCUGCUGCCGAGCGUGGAAACCGGACUGCUGGCACAACGACCGGAGCAGAGCGUAAUGCAGGCCUUGGAGAGUCUCAAUGAUUCACAGGUGAAUGACUUCUUGUCCGGCAAGGCACCGCUUAAUCUGACGAUGCGACUGGGCGAUCACAUGAUGUUGAUACAGCUGCAGCUGUCUACCGUAACCCCGGCAUCACCGACUGCUAGUCAGGCGAGUUCCGCCAGCAGUGCCGGCCACAAUCAUCACAGCAGCAAUAGCAGCAGCAGCGGCAGCAAUAACAGCAACGUCGCUGGUUUAUCCAACGGUGGCAGCGCCACGAGCGUAUCCAAUUUGCCCGGCGGUCACUCGACAUUGCAGACCAGAAGAUGCUUGACGGCUAGAUCACCGGGAAGUGUCGCUAAACCGCAAAACGCUGCCGGAGCACCGGCUGGCAGGACGUCGCAUCUGAUCAGUAGCCUUGCGAGCGCCCUACACGCCGCCGCCAGUUACAGCAACAGCGGCAACCUAUCCACCGCCAGCAUCACCACCACUAGCCCGGUGUGCUCCAGCCGGGUCAUAACAUCAUCCUCAUCUGUCUCCGCGGCGCCGAUCAGCCCGGCACACUCGUCGUCGUCCAACGGCAACUUGGGACAGUUGCAAUCCACGCGUGGCAAUUCGCAUGGCAUCUCGGCUACAAAUGGCAGCUCCUCCAGCGCGUGCCAGCCGUGUCCGCUUUAUCACCAUCACCAUCAUCACGGCCACCAUCACGGCCAUCAUCAUGGUCAUCACCAUCACCACCAUCACCAUCACCACCAUCAUCAUUCGAGAAACAAACCUAGUUCGCCCAAUCCUUCCUCCUCCUCCUCCUCUCCCUCUUCUUCCGCUUCCUUCAGCUCGGGUUCGUCCUCGAUUCAGGAACAGUCUGCUUUGGAAUCUGCUUACGACACGACGCUGCCCAGAAAGAAGCUCUGCAGCGGUCACCAUCAUCACGGCCAGCCGUCGUCGUCCAUUACCUCCAAUGGUAUGGACGCCACGAGGAGUCUGCACGAGGAAUCGAGCCCGCAAAGCCCAACCUGUACCUCCUCGAUGAUGCUGGAACAAUCGCCGCCCAAGCCCGCCACCCUCGACACUCGGGCUCUCGCCGAGGCAUCUCGAAAUCUCACUCAGAAGCUGAAGCAGCUCUCCUCNNAGGAGAACGCGAGACGUAGGCAAGGUGCGAUAAUAGAGAGUAUGCAUCAUCAUGGCAAGGGCGUGUAUUCCGGCACGUUCAGCGGCACUCUGAACCCAGCCCUCCAGGACAGACACGGUCGGCCGAAGCGCGACAUUAGCACCAUCAUUCACAUCCUGAAUGACUUGCUCUGCGCGACGCCAGCUGCAUCCGCAAGCCACUAUAGGCACCAUCAUCACAGGCAUUCGCAUGCUCGUCAGCAAUCCUCCUCAAUGUCCGCAUCUUCUGCGGGCACCACGGCCAACGCGAGUGGAUCUACCACGUCGGUCGGCUGUCAUGAUUCCACACCAGGAUACUCCAGCGAGGAAUUGUCGAAGGAAAAUGAGGCGACAAAGGGCAAGAUGCGUCGGCUGCGCUUAGUCAUGGAGCAACGUCGCGCCAAGAGGAAAGCCAGGCGACAGGCACGAGCGGCGCCAUACACCACGCAGUGGGCCGCAAUGACUCCCGCCGACCCGAAUCACGAGCCGAACACAUCGACCGCGACCUCGAGUACCACCACCACUACUAACAGCGCGGAGCCGCAGAACGAGCCGGAGCUUCAGCCGUGCAGUCCCGAACCGGUCGUAGCUUAAAUACCACGUCACUAACAGUCAAUUCACGGCACAGUAGUGUAUCCUCUAUAUUCGUAUACAUAAGGUAUGAUUGUCUCCGUUUCGUUUCCGCCUAUCGCACUGAUUUAUUCUGAAUGAAAGAAAAAAAAAGAAGCUGCAGACUCGACGUGUUCUAAUCACGUAGUUACACUCGUUCCGUACAACUCUCGUUCUGAUCGGUGCGCAACCAAACGCUGCACACGCUGUUUUAAACGUUGAUUUUGACGCCCGAUUUUCGUUGAUACCCCGUACACGAUCUCGAUCAUUACCGCGGAUCCGCCGAGUUUCUCUCUGUAUUAUGCAAGUGUCUCGCUUUCUCCGAUUUGCGUUACCUUACGCAAAUAGACGUAAUUUGCGAGAAUUCGCUGGCUAAGACGAAUCAGAAGAUAAACUCUGAUCGAGCAUCCUUCGCGCAUAGCACUCUGAUUCUUAAUUAGUGUAACAUUUUUUUUACUUUUUCCUUGCAUCCCAUUUUUUGUUUUAAAAGAUGCACUUAGCGCAUUGGGACUUUUUAUUUUUUUUCGUGUCCUCUUUAAUUUCUCUCUAGAUCAAAAUCUAGCUUCGUACGACGUACUAUGAAGACAUAGUCGUCUUCAAGGGAUGCACUUCAAGGGAUUUUCGACUCAAUCGCAUUUACUUACUAUUAUCAUUAAUAUACAAUGACAACGCAUCGCGAUCAUCGUAUGAACGUUGACGCAGACGAUAUAUGAAGCCACAGGCGCAUCUAUCAGGGCAUAUGCGCGUUUAUAAAUAUGAUCGUGCGUGACGUUACAGAAAUAUAUUAGGCAAUAGUGUGCUAUCGCUAUGAUAAAAACAUAUAUUAUACAUAUAUGUAUAUAUCAUUACUCUGUGUGUUAAUAUAACGAAGUACUGGGUAUCUUACGGCUAUCGUUUCCGAACGUUAAUAAAACGGUGAUCUCGCAGUGUUUGGCCGGACUCAGGACUUGAUCGUAGUUGACAAUAAUUACGCUCGACGAAUGAAUCAGUGUGACGGUUUUACGUAUCUAUAACGUCGACGUCGCGCGAGAAGUCGAUGAAGUGUCGCGUUUCUGAGAGGGAGAGAGAGAGACAAUGUAUGUAUGAAGAGAGAGAGAGAGAGAGAGAGAGAGAGAAAUAGAGAGCGAAAAGCUCUUAUUAAGGCUCCUAUUAAGGAAUCCUAUUAAAGGAACUUCCUGCUAGAAUAAAACUUGCCGAUAAACACGCCACACGCGUUCAAGAUAUAAAGAGGGUAGGGUUUGCCAUAGUGUUUCGUCUGUGCGCGUUUACCACGGCUCUCCUGAUUAUUCUCUCGCUAUCGAUCACUCGAAGUCUUAUACGUAGUUACGAAUAGAACCUCGAUCACGCGCGUCGCAUGGAUCCGCAAUGAGACUGUUUGUCGGAAAAGCGAGGCUCGCGUCUCGCCGUGCGCUGGACAUGGAAAUUGUCGCGUGAAGUGGUAUAAAGAGAAAGAGGAAACACCACGAGUCCGCGCGCGCCAGAGUUUGUGCAAAUUUAUAUUUUACGUCGCUUGCGGAUCGAUUAAUCUAAAUCUCCGCAAUUUUUUGUAAGUAGCAAGUGCACUUUCCAACGUCUUCUUCAGAUUAGAGUUGUAAUGACGUAUCUAAGUGAUGCAUUGAAAAAAAUGUGUUUCAUUGAACUUUCGAUAAUUUUAUCAAGUACUGGAGCAUUGGAUGCUGAUUGUACGUCUCUGUAAAUUGUACACUUGUAUAAUCAUAGGAAAUGCGAAGCAAUGGAAAAGUAAUAUAACAGCGAAUAAGAGUGACAUGAACGAUACGAAGACUCGACUGCGUUUUUCAUCCAAUGUUACUAUCUUUCCAAUGCCUGGUAGAUUGAAAAUUGCAUGAAACGUAAGAACGUUAUUUUAUUAAGCAUUUUGCCUGUUACUUGUAUUUAUAUUUCUUAUUACUUAUCCAAUUCGUAUUUGUUUAGUUAGCAAUACAGAUUCAUACAGUCUCCAAUCGUAAGUACAUUAUUUGAACCUAAUCACGUUUUUAAGUAACGAAAAAAGAAUAGCAAACGAAAAGUAAAACAGAAGAAGACAUGAAAGCGAAGGAAAUGAAAAAUUAUUUUUUAUGUUGUACGUAAUUUGUAGAAAUGAUCCAAAAAUAGGGGAAACCACGACGUGUCUAAGUGAGACGUAAAGAGAUUUAAUCAAGUAGAGAGUAGCAUAUUCAUAUCAGUUCUUAUGGAGAUUACAUUAUGGAAUAUGUUAAAUUUCUUAAUCACUAAUGAGUCAUAUCUCGACGCUUGGUUGUCCCCUUUGGUAGGAUCACAUGUUAUUCUUCGAAGAGAAGACAAAAAUAAGAUAAGAGCUACAUAUUCGAGAAAGACGUGUAAGACAGCUCUAUAGAUGAAAAAUUGCGUGAUCAUAUUGCAUGGCGUGCUACGGCCCCACGAUUUAAGUUUAAGUUUAAAAAAUUAGGUACUACAGAUAAUACAGUGUCACAUAUUACUAAUAGAGUACGUUGCGUUUAGGAGAGGUUACUUAGGAGAAAAUAUUAUUACCAUUAUUACAUUAUAUAUCAUUAGUAUACCGCUAUUACAAUUUUUGCAAAACUGGCUCAAUAUUGUAAUAUACGAUUAUCGGAACCUUUAUCGAGUACCAAAAUAAAUAAGAUUGCUUGCUAA
Molecule: messenger RNA, 5463 nt
Organism: Pogonomyrmex barbatus (red harvester ant)
Lineage: Eukaryota; Metazoa; Arthropoda; Insecta; Hymenoptera; Formicidae
Cellular component (GO): nucleus
Molecular function (GO): protein binding
Source: RefSeq, a predicted model, not a curated record